UAAGGAGGUUAAUGAAUAACGGAGAAAGUCAGUUCACCAGCUGCUCAUCUGCAGUCAGACCCAGACGGAGAGGACCAGAGGAGAGACGAGGAUGGAGAGACUUCUUCUGACCAUCAUCAUCAUCGCUGGGGCAGGGCUGAGUGCUGUCUCAUCAGCUGCUGGACUUCAGUACUACUUUGUUUAUGACAGAAAUAACUUUACUGAAGCCCAAAGAUACUGCAGAGAGAAGCACAAAGACCUGGUCACUGUAGACAGCAUGGAGGUUAUGAAGAUCCUGAACAACACGGCAGAUUUAGACAUGUUCUACUCCAACAACAGCUACAGAGCCUGGACAGGACUGUAUCAUCUCCCCAACCCCUGGAGGUGGUCACUGUCGGACACAAGUUUCUACAAACCCGGGGAGACGGAGUUCAGACAAUGGGCGUCUGGACAACCAGACGCUCGAUACAGUGAUAAAACCUGCACAGGGAUGGGUCCUGAUGGACUCUGGUUCAACGACGAUUGUAACAGUAGGCCGUAUACAGUCUGCGCAGAUGUCAGAGGGUCAGAUGUGACUUUUGUCCUCAUCAAAACCUUUAUGACAUGGCCUGAAGCCCAGAGCUACUGCAGAGCUCACCACACAGACCUGCUCAGUGUGAGAAACAUGGCAGAGAACCAGAAGGUACAGGCGGUGGUUGGACUAAACUUGGUCUGGAUCGGCCUUUUCAGAGACUCCUGGAAGUGGUCAGAUGGAAGUAACUCCUCAUUCAGCUUCUGGAAGAAAGGCCAACCUGAUUACAACAACGGGAACGAGACUUGUGUGGCUGCAGACUUCAGCCAAUCAGGAGCCUGGGAGGAGUGGCCCUGUGACAUGGAGAGAGCGUUCAUUUGCUACGGUCCAGUGGUGUCAAACAAAGUGAUGAUGAAAGUGAAGUUUGAGAACAAGAAGAAUCUGAAUCUGACUGACCCUGCUGUGAUGGAGGCCAUGUUGAAGCAGCUGAAACAGAAGCUGAGGGGCCCAGGGGCUGGACGACAACAUCAAGCUGAGCUGGAGGAAGCAGGCCGAUGGAAAAGUCUUCCACAAGGAAGACAAGAAGACCAACAAGAGGAGGAGGAAGAGGGAGGAGCUGUGCUGCUGUAA
This is a messenger RNA of Perca fluviatilis (European perch), 1120 nucleotides long. RefSeq names its product macrophage mannose receptor 1-like. The transcript is spliced from 7 exons. The record is from RefSeq and is a predicted model, not a curated record. NCBI's taxonomy places the organism in Eukaryota, Metazoa, Chordata, Actinopteri, Perciformes, Percidae. Bases 92 to 1120 code for a protein of 342 amino acids.